AAUAACUUGUGGCCAGGAUGGCAGUGCUAUCCAAAUUACAGCUUCUGAAUUCUACGUUAACCUAUAAGAAUUGGUCACCAGCAUUUGUUGGCAUAUUUGGAUGUAUAACUAUUGCAAAGAUAUAUUCUGCAAGCUUCAGAAAUGAAGGAAAAGGAUUAUCCCUGUCAGAGACAGUUGGCUCGGGAGAUGUCAAAAAGGGAAAAACAAAAGCUUCUCUAAAUGCUGAAUUCUUUGCAAAGUUGAAGAAACUUUUGAAAAUCCUAAUUCCUGGACCAUUUUCAUCUGAAGUAUUUUAUAUGAUUGUCAUAGGAUUUGUUCUCCUUGCUCGAACAAUUGCUGAUGUUUACAUGAUUACUAAUGCAACAAGCGUUGAAGCAUCUAUUGUCGAUCGUAGUCCUAUAAUGUUCGCCAUGUCAGUGUUCAAGUAUUUCCUUAAUUUGCCUGCAAUUUCACUUAUCAAUGCUCUUCUCAAGUUCUCAUUGUCUGAGUUGAAACUACGAUUCAGAGAGAAUCUCACCAAGUACUUGUAUGGAAAAUAUCUUGGAGGAUUCACAUAUUAUCAGAUCUCAAAUUUGGAUAGCAGAAUUCAAAAUCCUGACCAACUUCUGACUCAGGAUGUCGAAAAAUUCUGUGAUGGAAUUGUCGAGUUGUAUUCGAAUAUGACAAAGCCGAUCCUAGACGUAUUCCUGUAUGUAUUCAAACUGGGAAGAGCUUUAGGAUGGGAAGGACCUGGACUUUUGUUUGGUUAUUUGAUGGCUUCAAUGGUUGUAUUGACAAAACUCAGAAGACCAAUCGCCAAGCUAACAGUGGAAGAGCAAGUUCUAGAAGGAGAAUACAGAUAUGUGAACUCUCGACUCAUUAUGAAUAGUGAAGAAAUCGCAUUCUAUCAAGGAAAUAAGCCGGAGAAGCAGGCUUUGAUGGGAUCAUUCAACAAUUUGGUUUAUCAUUUGAGAAAGACUAUCAUGUUUAGAUUCACUCUCGGUUUCGUGGACAAUAUUGUUGGAAAAUACAUAACCAAUAUCGUUGGAUGGGUAGCUUGUGCCAAGACAUUCUUUGAUGUCAAUAAUGAAAAGUUCAAUGAAAUGGACAGAAAUGAAUUAAUGCAAGAACUAUACAAUAAUGGAAGAAUGAUGCUGAAAUUGUCGGAAGCACUUGGAAGAUUGGCACUUGCUGGAAGAGAUAUGACUAGAUUAAGUGGAUUCACAACAAGAGUUGAUACUUUGAUGAAGGUUUUGGAUGACAUGAAAGCUGGAAGAUUUGAGAAAGCACAAGUUGCUGAUGAAAGUGGAGAAGAAGGCCAGAGAUUGAUGCUAAAGGCUGGAAGUGGAAAACUGUUGGCUCAGGACAAUAUGAUUAAAUUUGAUGAAGUCCCAUUGGUUACUCCAAAUGGAGAUAUACUCAUUGAAAGUCUUAGUUUUGAAGUUCCAUCUGGAAGAAAUGUUCUUGUUUGUGGUCCAAAUGGAUGUGGAAAGAGUUCUUUGUUCCGAACACUUGGGGAACUUUGGCCAGUUAUGGGUGGAACUUUGACAAAACCUGCAAAAGGAAAAUUAUUCUACGUACCACAAAGACCCUACAUGACUCUUGGAACUCUUCGAGAUCAAGUCAUUUAUCCGGAUACAUCAUUUGAUAUGAAAAUGAAGGGAAUGUCAGACAAGGAUUUAGAGCAGAUGUUAGAAAAUGUUCAAUUAACAAAUAUUCUUGAAAGAGAAGGUGGAUGGUCUGCAGUACAAGACUGGAUGGAUGUACUGUCAGGAGGAGAAAAACAAAGAAUUGCGAUGGCUCGAUUGUUCUACCACAAACCACAAUUUGCAAUUUUGGAUGAAUGUACUUCUGCAGUUAGUGUUGAUGUUGAAGGAGCAAUGUAUCGACUGUGCCGCGAAAUGAACAUCACAUUAUUCACAGUUUCUCACCGAAAAAGUCUGUGGAAAUAUCAUGAAUAUUCACUUUACAUGGAUGGACGUGGAUCAUAUCGUUUCGAACAAAUUGAUGAUCAGUCUGAUCAAUUUGGAUCUUAAUUUCUUCCUAGUUUUUAAUAUUAUUGUCUUCUUUUUGGAGAAUGAUUUCAUGUAAAUAAAGUUUUCUGAUA
Messenger RNA from Caenorhabditis elegans, 2086 nucleotides. It is a transcript of the gene pmp-1, whose product is annotated as ABC transporter domain-containing protein. Gene Ontology annotation, cellular component: peroxisomal membrane; peroxisome; membrane. Gene Ontology annotation, molecular function: long-chain fatty acid transmembrane transporter activity; ATP hydrolysis activity; ATP binding. The coding region runs from base 18 to 2015 and encodes 665 amino acids. The record is from RefSeq and is marked reviewed. The transcript is spliced from 9 exons. Lineage: Eukaryota; Metazoa; Nematoda; Chromadorea; Rhabditida; Rhabditidae. Gene Ontology annotation, biological process: long-chain fatty acid import into peroxisome; transmembrane transport.